AUGGUCGAGACAUCAGCUACCCCAAGUUGUCCCAUUGUCGUGGACCAAGAUGGAGAGGCAUACCUGCCCAUCGCCGGUCAUCCCAAUCUUCGCCUCACCCUGCGAAAAGAGAGCGAUACUGAAGCUAUCAUGGAAAUCGCAAACACCCCCGAAAUCAGUCAAUGGUACCGCUUCCGCGCCGUCCCCUUCCUCCUCUCCGACGCCCAGAAAGAAAACGCCGAGAUACCCCUCGCCUCCGCCUACCUCCAAAAGAUCACCUCGUCCCUCCCAAACAGGCCGGAAGGAGCGCCUGAUGGGGCCCUGCCGAUAAGAAUGCCAUUCAAUAUUCUACGCGAUGUUUCUACAGGCAAAGCUAUGGGCUCGUUCCGUUUCGGCGGCCCGGGCAUGGACUUUGGACCAGGGAGAGAGAAUGCGUGGGAAGCGAGCUAUGAAAUUGGACCUACGCUGUGGGGGAAGGGCGUUGGGACGAGGGUGGUUGGGGCUGCGUUGGACUAUGCGAGAUGGAUCGGGGUAAAGUUGGUCAUCGGAGUCGUUCAAAAGGUCAACCUCGGCUCGAGCGGAGUGCUUAGGAAGAACGGGUUCACCCAAUUCUUGGAGUUCCAAGACGAAUGGCCCGCUGAGAGGGGAGGCGGUAUCAAGACUGUUUGUGCGUAUGAGGUUGCAUUGUAG
Molecule: messenger RNA, 669 nt
Organism: Cryptococcus wingfieldii CBS 7118
Lineage: Eukaryota; Fungi; Basidiomycota; Tremellomycetes; Tremellales; Cryptococcaceae
Exons: 3
Coding region: 1-669 (222 amino acids)
Molecular function (GO): acyltransferase activity, transferring groups other than amino-acyl groups
Source: RefSeq, a predicted model, not a curated record